AUGAAUGAGAUUUUAUUGAAUGACUUUGACACUCGUAGUAAUGCGAUCCAAUGGAAAUUUAAAAAUUAUUCUGAAUAUGCGGAUUCACGCAAAUAUGAAGCAGAUACAGUUAGCAUACCAGAAUUUAUAGAUAAUAAUAAUAGCAAUGAUGAAUUAGAAGAUACAAGGUAA
Molecule: messenger RNA, 171 nt
Organism: Funneliformis caledonium
Lineage: Eukaryota; Fungi; Glomeromycota; Glomeromycetes; Glomerales; Glomeraceae
Source: the annotation of a GenBank genome assembly